CGCACCGGCACCCGCAAAAAAUUCCCCAAACCCUCGCGCACAGUUGCUGGAACCCUAGCACUCCCACCCUCCUCUUCCCCAAUGGACGACCACCAAACCCAGGAUCUCGUCAAGGAGCUCGUCCACCGCCUCCUCUCCGCCGCCGAAUCCGGCGGCGACGGCGGCGGCGGAGGAGGCGGGGGCGGGGGUCGCGACGCGGGCGGCGCGCUGCGGUUCGCGCACCGGCUCCUCUCCAGCCGCCUCGCCCCCGCGGUCCUCCCCGACGAGCACGCGCUCGCGGAGUCCAUCAAGCGCCGCCUCGCUGCCUCCGGCCGCCCCGACGACGCGCUCACCUUCGCCGACCUCCACUCCAAGCUCUCCGCCCGGUCGCGCCCGGCCUCCCUCUGGCCGCUACUCUACCUGCUCGACUCGCUCUCCUCCCACCGCCGCGCCGCCGCCGCCGCCUCGUGCCUCCCCAACCUCCCCACCGCCGCGCCGCCGCGAAAUGCCACCUCGGGGGCGGCUGCGGGCGCCGGAGGAAAGCGGGCGCACGGGGCGGCGCCGGGGGGCGUGGUGCUGGUGUCCAAGGAUCCGGACAACAUUCGCGAGAUCGCGCUGCGGGAGUACACCGAGCUGGUGCUCGACGAGACGGAGGUCUCGGAGGCCGCGCUCGUGCGCGACGUGCUGUACGCGUGCCAGGGCAUCGACGGCCGCUACGUGCGCUACGACAAGGCCGGCGAUGCGUACAACCUCCCGGACGGCGUCCGCGUGCCACGGUCCACGCGCACCCUCGUCCGCAAGCUGUGCGAGCUCGGCUGGCUGUUCCGCAAGGUGCGGGGUUUCAUUUCUGACAACAUAAGCCGCUCACCGUCAGAUGCUGCCACUGAGGUGGGCACUGUUGCUCAGGCGUUUUGCUCGGCGCUCCAGGAGGAGUUCUCUGAUUACUACAAGCUGCUGGCUGUUCUGGAGUCGUACUCACUGAAUCCAAUCCCCACACCUGGAUCUGAUUCAGGUGUGUCGGGUAAUUACCUCUCAUUGCGGCGUCUUGCAGUGUGGCUUGCUGAACCUGCGGUGCGAAUGCGCCUAAUGGCUGUUCUAGUGGAUGGAUGUCGGGGAUUGAGGGGUGGUGCUAUGGCUGGUGCGAUCCAUGGGCAUGCCCAGCAUGGGGAUCCUAUGUUUCAGGAGUUUAUGGGCCGAUUGCUACGUCGGGUGUGUUCACCAUUGUUUGAAAUGGUUCGGAGCUGGGUAUUAGAAGGGGAAUUGGAGGAUGUAUUUGCAGAGUUCUUCAUCGUUGGGCAGCCAGUGAAAGCGGAAUCAUUGUGGCGGGAGGGCUACCUUAUUCAGUCUGAUAUGCUUCCAGCUUUCAUUUCUCCAGUGCUGGCUCAACGAAUUCUUAGAACUGGCAAGUCAAUCAACUUUCUUAGAGUUUGCUGUGAUGAUAGUGGCUGGGCUGAUGCCGCUGCAGAGGCAGCUGCAUAUGUUGGCACCACAACAUCUCGAGGUGGGCUUGGUUAUGGAGAGACUGAUGCUUUGGAGGCAUUGGUGGUUGAGGCGGCCAAGAGGAUUGAUCGGCAUUUGAUGGAUGUCAUUCAUAAGCGGUACCGAUUUAAGGACCACUGCCUAGCUAUCAAGCGGUACUUGCUUCUUGGGCAGGGUGAUUUUGUCCAGUAUUUGAUGGACGUUGUUGGCCCUGAGUUGUCAGAGCCAGCAAAUAGGAUUAGCUCCUUCCAAUUGGCUGGCUUGCUUGAGACUGCAAUUCGAGCAUCCAAUGCGCAGUAUGAUGACCGUGAUAUCUUGGACCGGAUAAAAGUAAAGAUGAUGGAUCAUGGAGAUGGUGAUCGUGGCUGGGAUGUAUUCUCCUUGGAGUAUGAUGCUAGGGUGCCCCUAGAUACAGUGUUCACAGCUUCAGUUAUGAAGAUGUAUCUCAAAGUUUUCAACUUCUUGUGGAAGCUCAAGCGUGUGGAUCACUCCCUGACUGGAGUUUGGAAGACAAUGAAGCCUAACUGCAUUGUUUCUUCUCCAUUUUACAAGGAAGGAACAAGCAUCAGAGCUCAGUUUGUUUCAGUUCUUCGUAAAUGCCAAGUUCUGUUCAACGAAAUGAAUCAUUUUGUGACCAAUUUCCAGUACUACAUUAUGUUUGAGGUUCUGGAGGUUUCAUGGGCUCGUUUCUCUGAUGAAAUGGAUGCAGCAAAGGAUUUAGAUGACCUUCUUUUGGCGCAUGAUAAGUAUCUAAACUCGAUACUGGAGAAGGCCCUCCUUGGUGAACGGUCCCAAGGACUUCUGAGAAAUCUUUUUGAAUUAUUUGACAUCAUCUUACAGUUUCGGAGCCAUGCUGAUCGAUGGUUUGAACGGAUAUAUGAGUUGCAGCUAAGGGGGAAGGGUAAACCAAAGUCAAAAUCUAAGGAAUCAGGUUCAUGGCUUGAUGGUGGCAGAAAAGCCAUGAUCCAACUAGCUGGGGAACUUUUCCGGAAAAUGGGUGAAGACCUGGAUAGCAUCGCAAAAGAUUAUACAGCUUCUCUUGAUGCAUUUAUUACCCAGUUGCCGAUGCAACAGCAUGUUGACUUGAAGUUCCUUCUCUUCCGCCUAGACUUCACUGAAUAUUACAGCCGUGUUUCCGCCAGCAAAUGAACAUUUAUUCUUAAUGUGGAAGAAUUAGAAGUUAGAUUUAGCUUUUGGUUGGACUUGGGAGGUAUUCUUUUUUACACCUUAUCCCCACUGAUUGACACUUGGUCGCUUAAUUGUCAUGGUGACUCCAAUUGCCCUGCACCUCCUUGUGAAGGCAAUCUGAAUAUCUUGUUACCAAGGAUUCCCAGUGCAAGAAUAUGUGUUGAUUCUGUCGCUGUUCUUCUCCUGGUGCUUAUCUGCUGAUGAUGCCACGAGGCUGGAGCCAUGCAUUCCAUACAACUUUAGUGUACAAAAUUGAUGUAUAUUUGUUUUGUUCUUGAUUUUUCUCUUAUGGAUGUACUUGGUGUAAAUUUCAUGUAUUUGUUCCAGUCUGAUUCUUUUUUUUUUCUUUUUUUCUUCCUUGAGAAAUUAGAUUGCUUUGGAGUUUUCUCCUUACCUGUUUGUAUUAUUCAGUUUUACAGGAGCAAAUGUCUCAUUUCGCUCGU
This is a messenger RNA of Panicum hallii, 3089 nucleotides long. RefSeq names its product gamma-tubulin complex component 3. Gene Ontology annotation, molecular function: microtubule minus-end binding; gamma-tubulin binding. The record is from RefSeq and is a predicted model, not a curated record. Gene Ontology annotation, cellular component: equatorial microtubule organizing center; centrosome; spindle pole. The transcript is spliced from 2 exons. The coding region runs from base 82 to 2607 and encodes 841 amino acids. Gene Ontology annotation, biological process: microtubule nucleation; meiotic cell cycle; mitotic cell cycle. NCBI's taxonomy places the organism in Eukaryota, Viridiplantae, Streptophyta, Magnoliopsida, Poales, Poaceae.